Molecule: messenger RNA, 2534 nt
Organism: Spodoptera littoralis (African cotton leafworm)
Lineage: Eukaryota; Metazoa; Arthropoda; Insecta; Lepidoptera; Noctuidae
Source: the annotation of a GenBank genome assembly
GUACGUUAAGAGUUUGACAGUUCAUCAGCUUUGUCUGACUUGUAUUGCUUGUAUUUUUUUCUGUUUUGUUUUAAAAUUUUACCAAAAUAGUAUACAGUGGUACGUGGGUUCAUAAUAAAGUUAAAAUUUGGGGCAACGAAACUUGGAGAGGAAACGUGCAUUAAAAACAAACGAUAUCACUGAGUGGCAAGCUCAGUUACCAUGUCUGAAAUAUUUGAGUCAGUUAAAGAAGAACUGAAAGAAAUUGAAAAUGAACUGGAAACAAAUACAGAGAGUUGCAGUAUGUAUGACAGCAGUAAGCCAUCACUGAUGGAUAUGCCAGUUGAGAUAAUAUUGAAAAUAUGCUCAUGCCUGGAUGCACAUUUUUUAAAAUAUACAUUGAGUAAAGUAUGUCAGCGAUUUGAGAACAUAUUAGCAGAUGAUCACUUAUGGAAAUACUGGGUGCACAGCAAAACCAAUGGUUGUUUCCCAACAUUGCCUCUGUUGAAAAUAUGGGAUGAAACACAAAUAGACUGGGAAGCAGUUUGUGUUGAAAUGGAUGUGGAGAUGAAGAAAUGGACUAAUGUUAAAGACACAACAAGACACAUAGUGGUGAAGGAUGUUCAUUUUGCUUCUGUGGAUACUGUUCUACUAGUUAAUAAUGGCGAAAUUUGUAUAUCAGGUGGUAGGGACCGAGGAAUGGCGUUAUGGAAUGUCCUGGAAAUUAGCCCGCAUGAUGAGAGUGACAAUGUCACCACCUUUACAGAUGCCAAACCAAAACAAAUUAGGCAUGAUGCUCAUGCUGGCUGGGUCUGGGACCUGGCAGCAGAUAAUAUAAACUCUGCUUCAACUAUAUACUCUGCUUCGUGGGAUAACACUGUGAAAGCAUGGGAUCUUGAGGCUGGAUUUGAGUGCAAACAGUCAUUCCGGUGUGGCAUGUCAGCAUUAUCCGUUGCUACUGUUGGUAAUGAAGUAAUUGCAGGAUUGUACUCCAAAAAAAUUCUGUCAUUUGACUUGCGCGCUGGUCCUAGUCCAACCUACGCUUACAAACCACACAAGGGGCCAGUUUUGGCUCUGCAAACAUUCAAUAAUAUGAUUGCAUCAUUAAGUGAAGAUAAGACUAUGGCUGUGUGGGAUAGAGUUGCUGGUAAACUCUUAUUGAGUGAUGUGAAGAUACCUACUGAUAAAGCUUAUCCAGUGUGUAUUAGUUGGAGCCCAUCUGCCUUGUAUGUUGGGGAUUCCAAAGGCUGUUUGCAUCUUUUUAACCCUGAAGACCACACAUAUAUAAGAACACAUGAAAUAUGGCCAGAGCCUCCAAUAAUUAAGCCGUCUAGUAAGAUAACAGGCUGCUAUCAGAGUUCUGGCAAUAUGAUUGUCUGUUCAGACAGAGGAGAAAUCAAAUUCAUGUACAACUGCUAUCCACCACUAGAGUACACAAAUGUGAAGAGUAGUACAUUUGAUGUGACCCAGUUACGAUAUUUGAAUGGUGUGUUAGUGGUUGGCACAUGUGACUCAGCACUGGAGUUUUGGGUACCAAAAGAAAGGUACACACCACAUUGAUCUUGAAACAAUGCUACUGGAAGGUAGUAUGUAAUUUUGAAGUAUUCACCCUUAACUUAUGUGAAGAUUUAUAACGAAUAUAUUAUUACUAUUGGCUAUGUUUAUAUUAACAUUAGAUUUUAUAUCGACAUGACAAUUUAAGUUUAUACUAAAACAAGUAAAUAAUUUCAUGAUGCCUAUUUCGUUAUUAUUAGGUUCUGAUAAUUUUUAAGAUUGGACUAUAUUAUAUUCUAUACAACAUUCAGCAAUCCUUACUGUGAUAUAAUGUCUCAAUAAUAAUUAAAUAGCAUAAUAUAAUAAUCAUGCUAUUGUGAAUUAUAGUUAAUAUCACAUUUUAUUUAAUUAACAUGGCUGCUAUGAAAACACAAUGAAGUAAUUUCUACAAUAUUUAGCUAUAGAUGCGCGAAGUAGGUAUUGUAUUCAUUAAAUUGAUAUAUUUUGCACUGCAAUCGGCCGGACGAAGUACUCUUUGAUUGCGAGUUUAGAAGUCCAUGACAAAUUAUAUGUGGAUGGAUUCGGCUUAUAGAGAUAGAAAUUGGCCAAAUUUUGUAUGGAGACUAGGGCUUAUCUUGUAGCGAAAUCUAGUGUCAUCUAUGUUAUUGAGACUGUGAGACUGGUUGUUAAAUGGCAGGCUUAUGUGUGCUAAAUAUAAAAAAAACUUGCCUUAUAAUCAAACCGUCAAAUCAAGUAGUCUGAAACUACUAAUGAAUUUUAAAAUCUCUUUACUGACUAGCCAAAGUCAUGAAUCGUUUAUUUAUUAACUUUAUUUUAUUUGGUACCUAUAGAAAAGUUUUUAUUUAAUUAACCAUGGUUUGUUGUGCCCUAAGCAUGAAGGUUUUGUAUUUGUAUAAAUUAACUUUAUUAUACAGUGAAAAAUAAUCAAUUUAUCAACACAAGCUGCGUUUACGUUUUGUCCUUAUUGUGUCAAAUUAUAAUUCCAAAUUGCAUUUAUUUUAAACUAGUAUUGUUCAUCAUACUUAAAAAAUUUAUCCUUU